This is a messenger RNA of Silurus meridionalis, 876 nucleotides long. RefSeq names its product dynactin subunit 6 (gene dctn6). Gene Ontology annotation, molecular function: dynein complex binding. The transcript is spliced from 7 exons. The record is from RefSeq and is a predicted model, not a curated record. NCBI's taxonomy places the organism in Eukaryota, Metazoa, Chordata, Actinopteri, Siluriformes, Siluridae. Gene Ontology annotation, cellular component: dynactin complex. Gene Ontology annotation, biological process: mitotic spindle organization. The coding region runs from base 65 to 646 and encodes 193 amino acids.
AAUCGAUUCCUGCAGCCGGCUUUAACAAGGACGUGUAAUCGAGCCCGGCGUCAGUGAUUCAAAAAUGGCGGACCCCAAACAAGCUAAUCAGAAAAGUGUUAAAAUAGCUGCUGGGGCAGUGGUGUGUGUGGAGAGUGAAAUAAGAGGCGAUGUCACCAUUGGGCCGAGGACGGUGAUCCACCCGAAAGCCCGGAUUAUUGCAGACGCUGGUCCCAUCAUUAUAGGAGAAGGCAACUUGAUAGAAGAGCAAGCACUCAUCAUUAACGGUUAUCCUGAGAACAUCAUGCCUGACACAGAGGGAUAUGAGCCGAAGACCAUGACGAUAGGCACCAACAACGUUUUUGAAGUCGGCUGUGUCUCCCAGGCGAUGAAAAUUGGAGACAACAACGUCAUUGAGUCCAAAGCCGAUGUGGGGCGUAACGUGAUUUUGACGAGCGGCUGCAUCAUAGGUGCGUGCUGUCGGCUUAACACGUCUGAGGAGAUUCCAGAGAACACAGUCAUCUACAGCUCCAGCUGCAUGAGGAGAGUACAGACUGAGAGACCACAGCCUCAGACUCUGCAACUGGACUUCCUAAUGAAGAUUUUACCCAACUAUCACCAUCUGAAGAAGACACAGAAGAUUAACCCGACUCCUGCACGCACCUGAAAUCAUUCCGCAUCACAGUUUUGCUCUUAGCGCUAACAAAAAAAAACAGUGCUCAUCUCUUUUUUCUCUCUCUCUCUCUCUCUCUCUCUCUCUCUCUCUUGCUGUUUACCUUACAUUACACCAUAAUGCUCACUACAGUCCAAUAACUAUCAAUUAUGUACCAUCAUAUAAAAAUGUAAUUAUUUAUUGUCCGAUAUUAAAGGCUUUCUCCUUUAGGAGUUCUGACAAGA